This is a messenger RNA of Lymnaea stagnalis (great pond snail), 2091 nucleotides long. The record is from the annotation of a GenBank genome assembly. NCBI's taxonomy places the organism in Eukaryota, Metazoa, Mollusca, Gastropoda, Lymnaeidae.
AGAAAAAUGGAUGAUGAUGAUUCAUUCGAUGAGUUGUCAGUGCCAGAUGACUGGCUGGAUCAAAAGAGCAAGCGAAGCGCUCCAAAUACCUCAGAUGCAGAGUCAGAGCCGACUCCACCCAAAAGGGCCAAAUUGUCGAAUGAACAAUUUUCUGCUGCUCAGCCUUCAUCUUUAGCACCAGAUUAUACUUAUAAUAAUUUAAAUAAAGAAGACAGCAAGAGCUCUAGCAAAAGUGGAACUGAUUUCCAUUUAAAUUAUAGGCUAAAUGUUGACAAACAAGGACAGCCAGAUGGCAGUUUCAUUACAUCUGCUAAUCAAAAUGGUCAUGUGAUGCAGUCAUGUACGGGAUUAGGUGGUGCAAAAUGGGAGGCUGUGAGUCUUAAUGAGAAUGAGGAUCCAAGUAGUCCUGCUGAAACCCUUGAGGACUCCUCUGUCAAUGAGCCUGACACUUUUGAGGAAAUGAAAGUUGAUGAUACUCUUGAAAAUGAAUUUGGAUUGGAAGUGAAACCUGAAAAUAAUAAUGAUGACAUCAAACAGAAGAAUAUGAACAUCAGUGAAGCCGGGGAAGCUAUUCCAAAGCCAGAUCCUAAAGUCCUCAAAAAUGAAAAUAAUAUUAACAAUUCUAGUGAAACGUUGGUUGUGAAAAAUGGAUCUGUUUCCGUGACACCAGAAAGUGCUUCAGCAACAUUACUCGGUGCACAAACAAAACCAGAGCAGUUGGAAAAGAAAAUACAUCUCCACAAGAGUGCAUCCAUCAUCAGAGAUGCCGAUAUAGUGGCAGGUAUCGUCAAAAAUAAGGAUUUAAAUGAAAUAUAUGAUACUCUGCUUGACCACCAGGACCGAGAAGACAGGCUCGAUUUUGUGACAGUCCAACUUUUAGAGGCGAAUAAUUCUACGCCUUCCCCAAAUGUAACAACGGGGGAUAUUUUUAAAGACCUUCAGCAUGUGAUGUCGGAAGUUCCAUCUGCCGAUGCCAAUGAAGUCUAUGCAAUGCUCGAGUCGCUUCCUCCUCGCAAAAAUCGUGCCAAAGCAGUUGUUACAAAACUUAAAAAGCAUGCAGCAUCAGGGGAAUUUAAUACUCCUCACCCUCCCCCGCCAAAGAAAGACAGUUCAUUUAUUGAUGAUCCCAUGCUUGCAAACGAUCCUCUUUUUAGGGACAUGAGAACAAUAGCCAAAAUGUUUCCUGAAAGGGACAGAAAUGAAAUCUAUGCUUUUCUUGAAGCACACUAUAAUAAAAGUGACAGGCUUCAAGUUGUUAUUAAUGAAUUAAUCAAUGCUGAAAAUGACUUGGAGCAGCAAACUCAAGGCCUGGGUUUACUAAUGAGUCAUCCGAGUUUUGUUGGCAAAGGGUUAUCGAAAGAAACGGAAGGUAAUUUCUGUUUAGGCUUAAAAAUCAUUGCAUUACAAUUAACAUUACAUCGUUUAAGUAAAAAAAUGUAUAGUAAUUAUUAGAAAUAAUUGUGCUUUUCUUAACAGUUGGUGCAUCUAGGAAAAGAACAAGUUCUUUAGAAUGUGCCCAAUCUUACAGGUGGGGCUGGUGAUUGAGUGCAUCCAACCCACAGACGUCCCUCUAACUCUAAAAAUAGUUUAUUACUAAUUCAGUGAUAAUCAAUAAACAUGUAUUUAAACCAUUUUGUUUUCACCAGAAACAUUUGAUCAGGAAGUUGAGAGAAUGAAAAUGAUUUUUCCUGACUGUGAUCCAGACUACCUCUAUGAGCAGCUUGAGGCCAUGAAAAAUGAACCAAAACGGACAGAUAUUGUAGCGGCUAAACUUAUUGAGGACAGAAACUAUCCAAAGUUGAAGGUCCGACUGGAAAAAGAGAAAGAGAAAGAGAGGAAAGUGAUAGCCUCGAAACGAGAUAUGACAGUGCCAGAAUUUUUACAAAAAUUUCCAGAUGCAAAGAAAACAUUUAUGAGUUUAGAAAAGCAGCCCUCCGAGCUUUACCUGGAACAUGCAGAGAUAUGUUUGAAAAAUGAAUUCCCAAUGCUAAGAGUAGGAUACCUCAGGAAGAUUUUAGCAAAGCACACAGGACAUUUGUAUCCAGCGUACCAAGAGAUAUCUGAACAUGUUGUCCAUACACCAAUUAGUGA